Molecule: messenger RNA, 2098 nt
Organism: Copidosoma floridanum
Lineage: Eukaryota; Metazoa; Arthropoda; Insecta; Hymenoptera; Encyrtidae
Product: carboxypeptidase B-like
Biological process (GO): proteolysis
Molecular function (GO): metallocarboxypeptidase activity; zinc ion binding
Source: RefSeq, a predicted model, not a curated record
UUCGCCUCACAUUGAAAUAUCUCGCCUCUCACAGUCGAUGGCUUUCGACGAGCCGUUGAUACGUUUCAGAUUAUACCACUCGUCUGCAGUUGUUUUUUUUUCUCUCCACGUAUACUUUUGAAAGUAUGUUGCUGCUUAUCGCUUGCAUUUGUGUCUCAUUCGACGGAUUCAACUUUGCUCUGGCUCAAAAGACUUACAACGGGUACAAGGUGUACAACGUGAGCAUCGAUACGGACCAAAAAUUGCACUUUAUUCAAAGCUUCGAAGAUACGGAUGGCUACGAUUUUUGGCUACGACCCUACCCAUUCGGUCACUUCCAUAUUAUGGUAACACCUGAACUUCAGCCAGGCUUUGAGCAGGAACUGAAAAGCAAAUCCGUUGAAUUUGAAGUGCUUCAUGACGACGUGGGCUUGUUGUUGGAGAAAAAUACAACCGUGCACUCGUCAAAACGAAAGGUCAGAUCUGUAUCACACGAAGAGAAAGCAGCAGCUGAAUUUAACUUCCAGUAUUUUCCACGUUACGAUGAAAUCGUCAAGUUUAUGGAGAACCUUGUGCUCAACAGAUACGCGAAACUCAUAAAUAUUGGCAGCAGUGCCGAGGGACGACCAAUUUACGGCAUUGAAGUAUCAAAAUAUGCAAACAAUCCGGUAUUUUUAAUUGAUGCGGGUACGCAUGCACGCGAAUGGGCUUCACACGUGUCAGCACUGUACAUUAUUCAGCAAGUCAUUGAGAACGAAGAGGAAUUUGCGAACAAAUUGAAUUUGGUCAUCAUCCCCUGUUUGAAUCCUGAUGGUUAUGAAUAUACUCACACAACAAAUCGUUUCUGGAGGAAAUCAAGAUCGCAGCAAAGUAAUCGCAUGUGUCCUGGUGUCGACUUAAAUCGUAAUUUCGAUAGCCAUUUCGGAGAGUUUCGUUCUGACACGAGUAACGUGUGCAGCCGAUUGUUUGCGGGAAAACGAGCUUUCAGCGAACCAGAAAGUGCAGCCCUUCGUGACACAAUAUUGGCGUACAAACCCAUCGCGUACUUGAGUAUACACAGUUUCGGGGGUUAUCUGCUCUACCCCUAUGGCUACACCAAAAUUCUACCGCAGAACUGGCAGACUUUGGAUCGUAUAGCCAAGCUCGUAGUCGAGAGAGCCAAAGAAUUCAGUGGCACGGAGUACAAAUACGGCAGUGCAGCGAGACUUCUAUACAAAGCUUCAGGAGCUUCAGACGAUUGGGCGAUGGAUAAAGGAAACGUCUCUCUUGUUUUCACAAUAGAAUUGCCAGCUUACAGCGACAGAGCGUUUAUAGUGCCAGAAGACAAAAUAAUGACAUUGGUCCAGGAAACUUUCGAGACUUUCCUUGCCAUGUUCAAUGAAAUUUUCAAUUAUACCAAAAGCUAUACAUUUAGUAGAACUUGAAUCUGUUUUGAGCAUUGAGGAUUAAAUAUUGACAUUUUUUUAAUUUCACGUAACAUAAUUUUAUUCAUACCAGUUUACAUAGGUAUAUUUAAGAAGUCUGUUAACUCACAAAGUACAUUUUGUGCUACCCCCAUUAUUCAAAUUAUUUUUUUUGUUUUUUUUUUUUAUCUGAGACAAAAAUUUCUCCUCCGAUCAUCUAUUGUUAAAUUUUAAAACAAUGAAAUUUUAUACUCGAAAAGUGUACACAAUCAGAUUUUCCUACUCAAAAUUUUUUUUUUUUAUUCUAAACAAAAGAUAAUCAUUAUAGCUAAUUUUUCCAACAAUUUGAGUAAAUCAAAUGUUGUUAUUGUUUAAUUUUUCUGAAAAAAAUGAGCAUAUAUCCUUAAUGGUAUAAUAUUUUUUUAUAUUGGAAAAAAAAUAAAAUAAAAAAGAUCGAUCAUAGCACGGUAAUUCCACCACUUACUUAAUUUUAAUCAAUCAUUUUUACUAAACGUAGAAUUUGCUAUUAAAGUGGUGAAAAACUAAUUUGUUGAAAAGCAUAUAGCAUAAUUUGAAAAGCUUUGGUUUUCAAAUUACCCAUGAGGUAAUGUUUUUUUUUAUUUUUUUUUUUAUUGAAAUCAGUUACAGAAGGUUCCGUCGUCUCUAAGAUUCUUUGAUUUCGUAGAAGAAAGAAGUGAAAAUUUUAUCAGGUUAAA